Aspergillus nomiae NRRL 13137 is the source of this 3723-nucleotide messenger RNA. Its product is annotated as cleavage/polyadenylation factor CFT1. The record is from RefSeq and is a predicted model, not a curated record. Gene Ontology annotation, molecular function: nucleic acid binding; protein binding. Gene Ontology annotation, cellular component: nucleus; mRNA cleavage and polyadenylation specificity factor complex. NCBI's taxonomy places the organism in Eukaryota, Fungi, Ascomycota, Eurotiomycetes, Eurotiales, Aspergillaceae. The transcript is spliced from 9 exons. Bases 1 to 3723 code for a protein of 1240 amino acids.
AUGCAGUGUUAUACUGAGCUCUUACCUCCCACUGGGGUCACUCAUUCGUUGGCACUUCCUUUUACCUCUGAAUCAGCGAACAACUUGGUGGUUGCUAGAACUUCUCGUCUCCAGAUAUUUUCUUUGCUUAAUGUUGACCCUCAACCUGGAGGCGCCGAAGAACAGGGUGUCUCAAAGCUGAUCUUAGAGAGGGAAUAUGCUCUUCCAGGAACAGUAGCAGAUCUAUGCCGGGUUAAACUCUUGAAUACCAAGAGUGGCGGCGAAGCUAUUUUGCUUGCCUUCCGAAGCGCCAAACUUGCUUUGAUCGAAUGGGACCCGCGACGGUAUGGCAUCUGCACAAUCUCUAUCCAUUAUUAUGAGCGGGAUGAUUCGACUAGUAGUCCAUGGGUACCUGAUUUGAGCAGUUGCGGCAGCAUCCUUAGUGUGGACCCAAGCAGUAGAUGUGCGGUUUUCAACUUCGGGAUCCGGAAUCUCGCUAUCCUUCCUUUCCACCAGCCUGGGGAUGACCUGGUGAUGGAUGAUUAUGGCGAACUUGACGAGCAGAGACUUGGCAGCCAUGGGCCAGGAAGUGGCACUGAUUGUGAUUUGACCAAAGAAAGCACCAUGCAUGGGACGCCGUACACGUCUUCUUUUGUGCUCCCUUUGGCGACGUUGGAUCCAUCAAUACUACACCCCAUAAGUCUCGCAUUCCUAUAUGAAUAUAGGGAGCCGACAUUUGGUAUUUUGUACUCGCAGGUUGCUACGUCUAAUGCGCUUCUUCAUGAAAGGAAAGAUGUUGUUUUCUAUACAGUUUUCACACUGGACCUAGAGCAGCGAGCAUCAACGACCCUACUUUCCGUGUCUAGAUUGCCUAGUGACUUGUUUAAAGUGGUAGCCCUUCCUCCUCCUGUUGGAGGUGCCCUGCUCAUUGGGUCUAACGAGCUUGUUCACGUUGACCAAGCGGGGAAAACCAAUGCAGUGGGGGUUAAUGAGUUCUCUAGGCAGGUUUCGUCUUUUUCAAUGACGGAUCAAUCAGACCUAGCACUUCGCCUUGAAGGCUGCAUCGUUGAGCGCCUUUCUGAGACCAAUGGAGACUUACUUUUGGUACCAAACACCGGAGACUUAGUCCUUGUCAAAUUUAGGCUAGACGGCAGGUCGGUAUCGGGCAUCUCAGUUCAUCCAGUUCCUCCCCAUGCCGGCGGAGACAUUGUGAAAUCCGCUGCUUCGUCAUCGGCUUUCCUUGGCGAUAAGAGAGUUUUUUGGGAAGUGAAGAUGCCGAUUCACUACUUCUGGGCUGAUCAGAGUGAAGAUGAUGUUUAUGAAGAUGAUCUUUAUGCUACGGUGCCAGAAGUCGUGGUAGACGGUCGCCGUCCCUCUGCAGAGUCGUCCGGCUCUAACCUGUACAACUUUCGGGAAUACGACAGACUUUUGAAUAUUGGUCCUUUGAAAGAUAUUGCUUUCGGAAGGUCUUUCACAAACCUUGGCGCGGAAGAAAAUGCCAGCAAUGGUUCGGGCCUGGAAUUGGUAGCUUCCCAAGGGUGGGAUAGAAGCGGUGGCCUGGCUGUUAUGAAGCGCGGGCUCGAGCUCCAAGUGCUCAAUUCCAUGAGAACAGACUCGGCCCGUUGUGUCUGGACAGCCUCUGUAGCUCAUAGGGACGAAGCCGUAUCUAAGAACACCACGCAAGGUGAAGAACGAGAAUUGCAUCAUUAUGUUGUCGUCUCAAAAGCAACGAGUGUCGACAGGGAACAGUCUGAAGUUUUUCGGGUGGAGGGACAGGAACUGAGGCCGUUCCGAGCCCCGGAAUUCAACCCAAACGAGGAUGUAACCAUUGAUAUUGCAACGUUAACAAGCAAAAACAGAGUGGUUCAGAUCUUGAGAAAUGAAGUUCGAAGCUAUGAUGGCGACUUGGGCUUGGCUCAGAUCUAUCCUGUAUGGGAUGAAGAUACUAGCGAAGAACGGAUGGCCAUUACCACUAGCCUUGUGGAUCCGUACGUCGCGAUACUCCGCGAUGAUUCAACGUUAUUACUUCUCCAAGCAGACGAUAGCGGAGAUCUCGAUGAAGUCGAGUUGAAUGAACAGAUGGCGAAUUCAAAGUGGACCUCGUGCUGCUUGUACUUCGACAAAACUGGGAUCUUCUCCUCUAUGAGGGCAACCUCGAACGAGUCGACUCAAAGAAACAUGACUCUUUUCCUAAUGACCCAGGAUUGCCGUUUAUUUAUAUAUCGGCUUCCUGAUCAGAAACUAUUAGCGAUAAUCGAAGGUGUCGAUUGUCUGCCGCCCAUUUUGUCAAGUGAACCUCCGAAGCGGUCAACUACACGCGAAGCCUUGACCGAAGUUGUUGUUGCUGACCUUGGAGACACCUGGAGCAGCUUUCCUUACCUAAUUGGUGUUGUUCAUGUGUGUCGAGUGCCUCUUGGUGUUCAGCUUGACUAUUCGUGGGCAAUACAACAGAUACCCAUUGGAGAGCAAGUUGAUCACCUAGCCUACUCUUCGUCAUCUGGCAUGUAUGUCCUAGGAACUUCUCACAGGACAGAAUUCAAGUUACCUGACGAUGAUGAGUUACAUCCCGAGUGGCGUAAUGAAAUGACCUCGUUCUUUCCUGAAGUGCAGCGAAGCUCUCUAAAAGUCGUGAGUCCGAAAACGUGGACCGUCGUUGAUAGUUAUCUAUUGGGCCCUGCCGAGCAUGUGAUGGCGGUAAAAAACAUGAGCCUUGAGAUCUCUGAGAACACACAUGAGCGUAAGGAUAUGAUCGUUGUGGGAACAGCAUUUGCAAGAGGCGAAGACAUUGCAUCGCGUGGUUGCGUGUACGUCUUUGAAGUCAUCAAGGUCGUCCCUGAUCCUGAGAGGCCGGAGACAGACCGUAAAUUGAGACUCGUAGGCAAAGAGCCGGUAAAAGGAGCAGUAACCGCCUUGUCCGAAAUCGGUGGCCAGGGCUUUCUGAUAGUCGCACAGGGACAGAAAUGCAUUGUCAGAGGCCUCAAAGAAGAUGGUAGCCUUCUUCCUGUUGCUUUCAUGGACGUGCAGUGCCAUGUUAGCGUGGUAAAAGAGCUUAAGGGCACAGGAAUGUGCAUCAUCGCUGAUGCUGUGAAAGGGCUUUGGUUUGCGGGCUACUCAGAAGAGCCUUAUAAAAUGAGCCUCUUCGCAAAGGAUCUGGAUUAUCUCGAGGUCCUGGCAGCAGAUUUCCUUCCUGAUGACAACAAGCUGUUCAUUCUCAUCGCUGACAGUGACUGCAACCUUCAUGUGCUCCAAUAUGACCCUGAAGAUCCAAAAUCGUCCAAUGGCGAUAGACUACUGAGUCGCAGCAAAUUCCAUACAGGUAACUUCAUCUCGACGUUGACGCUCUUGCCGCGGACUUCAGUCUCCUCCGAGCAAAUGAUCUCUGAUGUUGAAGCGAUGGAGAUUGACGUCAAAAUUCCUCGCCACCAAAUGCUCAUUACCUCCCAAAACGGAUCCGUUGGCCUCGUCACAUGUGUCUCCGAAGAGUCCUACCGUCGAUUGUCCGCUUUACAAUCUCAACUGACAAACACUAUUGAGCAUCCAUGCGGUCUCAAUCCUCGGGCUUUUCGGGCAGUGGAAAGCGACGGCACUGCAGGCAGGGGAAUGCUCGAUGGAAAGCUUCUCUUCCAAUGGCUAGACAUGAGCAAGCAACGCAAGGUGGAAAUAGCGAGUCGUGUUGGAGCAAAUGAAUGGGAGAUCAAAGCAGAUUUUGAAGCUAUUAGUGGCGAAGGGCUUGGAUACCUGUAA